AUGAAUGGUGUCAUAUGCGCUCCGUUCCAUCUUGUAGAGGUGAUCGGCGCGGAAAAACGGCUGGUGGCGCAUAGACGAAAUUUGCAACACUUUUCCACCAUACCACACCCCAACCAUCAUCCGCAAACUCACCCAUCCUUUGCAACGAUGACACGCGACGAGCCGCAAGGAAUGUGGAUCAUAGGCUACGGCUCCCUCAUAUUCAAGCCGCCGCCACACACAUCUCGCAGAAUCACCGGUGUAAUCCAGGGCUACAUCCGGCGCUUUUGGCAGAGCUCGAACGACCACCGCGGCACCCGCGAGGCGCCCGGCCGCGUCGCGACGCUAAUUUCGUUGGAGCAAUUGGUUGAUGAGCGGUUCAGGUAUCAUGAUUUGCUCGCGUACGAGAUGCGUCGCGAGGAACCAUGUUUGGAUAUUGAUGAUUUGCACGAGGGGGAUUUGAAAGUUUGCGGAUGUGCUUAUUUCGUCGAGGCGCAAUAUGUCGAGGCGGUGCGCGCUUAUUUGGACUUGAGGGAGCAGAAUGGGUAUUCUUUGCAUCGCAUCAAGUUUUACUUAGAUCGAGAUCAGAAGGAGAAGGGGGCUGGGGAUGUGCCGGGCGUUGCGGAAGAUGAAGGCGGGUUGUAUAUUGAAAGUUCUGUUUACAUUGGUGGACUCGAAUUGGAGAGUUUUGUUGGGCCUGAACGGAUUGAAGAUACUGCUGACGUUAUCCGACAUAGCAUUGGACCCAGUGGGAAAAACAUCGAGUAUUUGGUCAAGUUGGUGGAAUCUGUGCGAGAGUUGGGCCAUGAGGAUCGGUAUCUUGAAGAUUUGUUGAGAAUUGUUGAACAGUAG
Messenger RNA from Lodderomyces beijingensis, 831 nucleotides. The record is from the annotation of a GenBank genome assembly. Lineage: Eukaryota; Fungi; Ascomycota; Pichiomycetes; Serinales; Debaryomycetaceae.